Neolamprologus brichardi is the source of this 7956-nucleotide messenger RNA. RefSeq names its product TBK1 binding protein 1 (gene tbkbp1). Gene Ontology annotation, cellular component: cytoplasm. Lineage: Eukaryota; Metazoa; Chordata; Actinopteri; Cichliformes; Cichlidae. The record is from RefSeq and is a predicted model, not a curated record.
CUGUUUGGGGACUCUGUAAGGACUUAAUGCGUCUGGACUACAGGGUCGAAGUGUUAUAACGCUCGUGUUUGCCUCAGUUUGCUGUCAGAUUCUUAGCUCUCCCUCUAAAAUGCAGGGUGACUCAGGCAGGAGACAUAGAUGUUCUCGUUAAAAGGAGAAACUAACGCUGCUAUUCCCGCGACAUCAUCAUCCCACACUAGUGGAGCUCCACGGUGCGCGAUGUGAUGCUCAGUCCUGCACAGUAGCAGCUACGGGAGACGUGCUUAUCCCUGCCACAGGCGCACAGGAGCACGGGAGGAGGAGGACUACAGGAGCGGCCAGCGGCACCGGACACACCGUGAAACAGGACGCCUUUCCAGGGGCUGCUGUCCCCUUGCCUCCCACUCUCUCCAGCGAUGGCAUCCACGGAUCGAUCAGCGGGAGCGCCUUGAAGCUCUGAGCGAUGCAAUCUCUGUUUGGAGGCGGAGGGGAGCUGGGGCUGCUCGGUGGAGGCGGCGACGCAGGAGGCCUGAAGGAGGAUGGCUGCGGCAGCGUUGCGUGGCGGUCUUCGCCGCUGCCCCAUGAUGAAGUCUACUCAACCUCCCACUUCGCCCUUAUCACCGCCUAUCAGGACAUCAAGACCAGGCUGGCCUGCCUGGAGCGGGAGAACACCAGCAUCAAGAGGAAGCUGAAGAUCUAUGAGAUCAAGUUCCCCAUGAUCAAUGAGUUUGGUGAGGACACUAACUCCUACUGCUCAUUUGAGAGCAAAGAGACGGCGAUGCUGCACUCAGAAAACGGCAGCCUGCAGCAGAGAGUCAACGCCCUGACCCACGAGCUCCAGAAGAGAAAGGAGCGAGAGGAACAGCUGGAGGAUGUGAUCAAGGCUUACGAGAAGAUUCACAUGGAGAAGAACAACCUCCAGAGGGAUCUCGACAAGAUGACCAGUUUGGUGGAGAAACACGUUGAGCGGAUCCUGAGCCUGGAGUCAGCUCUGAGGCAGAGGGAAAACUCCCUGCAGAAACUCAACAUGCAGCUGCACAGCAAAGACAUGCAGUAUCUGCAGCUCCAUGCUGGCCCAGACGCGCACAUGCUUGACUGCCCGGCGUUGACCCUUCAGAGCUCCCGUAGCCUUGACGCCCUGUCCGACCUUAAGCUGCAGCGCCUGGAGGCCGAGCUGGAAGGGGCGCGGCACGAAGCCCAGGGGGCGUGUCAGCGGGAGGAGGAGCUGAAGGCAGAGUGCGAAAGACUAAAGGACGAGAUGAGACAGCUGCAGAACAGCCAGAGGGAAAUGACUUCUCCGUGCAAGCAGUGUGAUGUGGAGUGGAUAAAGAAGGUGGGAGAUGAGCAGGUGAAUUUGGCUCUGGCAUACACGGAGUUAACGGAGGAGCUGGGACGCCUCCGUGCGCUGAGCUCCAAGCAGACGGAGAUCCUGAGGAAAGCCACGCAGGAGCAGGCUAGUCCAGUCCAGCUUCACUCUCCCAUACACCACCAGCGCCACUCCCCAGUAUCGCAGCGCCACUCGCCCAUUCCACAGCGCCAUUCUCCAGUCCCGCCUCCGCCGCACCACUCUCCUAUUCAGCAGCGACGCUCUCCGGUGCUGCAGCGCCUCUCCCCGGACAUGCACCGCCGCUCACCCCUGCUGGACGUGAACGAUGGACCAGCCUCUUACUCCUGCCGACCACCCAGCCAGCACCUACGAGCCAGCUUUCAGGGUCGUCGUAGUUACUCAGAGGUUGCCGAUCCCUCGGCUUACCAGUGCCCGCCCCGCUUCUCUCUGGACCCAGUUUCCACCCUGCCGAAACCUCGGCCCUACGUUGAGAGCUACGCAAAACAGCAGUCCCAACACAUAGGCUCUCCCCACAGUAGACUGCAGCACAGAGUGUCCCCAUCUCCCCAUCAAGGUGGCGCAGGGGGAGACGGAGGCCAUGACGAGAGCUCCAUGCGCCACUCCAGAGAGAUGCCAUUUCCACUGUCAGAGGUGGCCCACCUUCACUUUGAGCCCCCUCCUCCUUCCACACCAGCCCCUCAACCACCACAAUCCUCAGAGGAUGAGGAGGAGUGGACCUGUCCGCAUCCCAUCAGCCCUCCGAGGACACUGGGCGUGCUCUCUGCUGCAGUGCCCAGCGGUGUCAUGAGGGGCCCAGCAUCCUGCUCAGCCUUUCCCGUCCCUCAGAGGUCUAACACCCUCACCUGUCACCCGCAGCCAGGGUACAUGUCAGCAGAGCAUGCUCAGUCCUGGCCGUCAAUCAAUCUCUGGAUGGAGACCGAAGAGAGUGACAUGAGGAGCUGCCCUCUCUGCCAGCUGAUAUUCCCGGUCGGUUACCCUGACGAUGCCCUCAUCAAGCACAUCGACUCCCACCUGGAGAACAGCAAGAUAUGAUUGUCAUGGCAACCAGCCCGCGCACAUCUGCGCUCUCUUCUUAUAGAUUAUGUAAGAGAUUAGCAGACCUGGCGAGAGAGGAAGUCAAAUGUACACAAACAAGCCAUCCAUUUAGGGUGUGAACCAGUUAGCUGCUGUAUGUGUGACGCUAUAGGUAGAGAUGCAAAGUGGCGCAGAGGUUUAUUUUAUUUUGGAGGAAUUUAAAAAUAGGUCUACAUGCAGAGUCCCUUACUGAUUGCCCUUAAGACAGAUCUGCCUGUAUAAUCACUGGCUCUGGUUGCUGCUAUUUGUUUAAAAGUCUUGUUGUGCAGUGUUCAGGCAAUUUAGGGUAUUGUGUUGUCUUUUUUUUAUUAUUAUUAUUAUUCUUUUUUCUUUUUCCGCUAAAGUGUGGAUUUGAUUUAGCAAAGUAAAUUGUGAGAGGCACACUGGCAGGUUCAGGGGCUCUGCAUGCCAAAAUGUUUGUCCAGCAGUAAAAGUUCAGGGAGCUAUGGCGCAACUAUUCUCACCACUUAGCUUUAAAUAUUCCUGCUUGGAAAUUUUCUAUCUCGCACAGACACACACAUACACACACAGACGCGCACUGCAGUUUAUUUUACAGAGGACCCUGCGCAGUAAGUGCCAAGGACAAUGCCCUGGUAGAAGCUGGUCUAAUGAGAUGAUCAGACAGCCGUACGAAAGCAUGCGGGGAAAGUCGUUUUAAGUUUCUGACGCCGAAGGAAGGAAAUGCCAGUUUCACUUCUCUGAAACAAGGAAGUUUGGCAGUUAAGAAAGUAUAAAACAUUCCAGUCUUUCAUUUCAUCUGCUGAGAGAAAAACUGACAAACUGGAGAACAUGAAUCUGAAAGGAUGUGUGAGUGAGCCAGAAAGCUCCAAAUUUUGUGUUUUGAUAUUGCCCUGCAGGGCGGGGCACCGAUGAAGAUACUUUAAGAGGAGGGAAAUUUUAGUCAGUAUAUACCUUUUAUGCUUGCAGCCUGUUCAAAUCGUAUCUUAGCCCUUUCAGUUAGCAUAGUCUAUACAAUGUAUCAGUUUUCAGUCCCUAUAUAUAUUUUCAAUAUGUAAUUUACUAUUUAUAUUGUCUAUCUGUAAGGCAAAAAAUAUGAAGUUAUAUUUUUGCAAAUGUCAACGCACCACAUGUCUCAUGCUGGUGAAAAAGAAUCUUUCCCAUGUGCUUACAUGCUGCUACACACAGCAGACUCAAAGCUCAAAAUCCCACCGAACGGGAUACUUUCUGUACAAAGAAUAUCAACUGGGAUUCUUCUCAGUCUUCCUCCAGAUCUGACCUUCGUAAAAGAUUGAUGUCACGACUGCCCAGACCGCCCAACAAAAAACUAAAACACACAGCUGGUUGCAUGAGAUCAAGACAUCUGACCUGCUUUGAAGAAAAAGUGGCAGGCUUUUUAGUGUACUAUUUUUACUGUCUCAGAGAUCUGACAUCAAAAACACCAUCGCCAAUCAGCAAAGUUAUCUCUCCAGGGUUUAAGCAAAGACGAGACUCUUCUUUUGAUACAUGUGUUUAAUUUUUACCACAAGGGAACUCAAGAUCUCUUUGUGGGACCUGAACUUUUUGAACACAAAAAGUGAAAACAACAAAAAAAAAACACAGUUACACUGAUGUCAGCUAAUCCGAGGCUUUCAGUUACAUGUGCAGUUUCUAACGUUUGGGGAUGUCCCUACAAAGCCAACCAUGCAUCUCAACCGGUUUGAAGUUACUGAAGAGAGGAACGCAGCAGAUUAGAGCACACAGGGCAGCGACUGUGACCGCAGGAUGACGAUGGACGUGUACCAUAAUGUGACGCACUCUUGAGCAAAUCACUGAAUCACUGCAAACUCUGGAUGCUUUGAGUUUCCUGUGAAUGUUUAGAGGAAAGAGUUUUCCAAAUGGAUCAAAGAAAUGCCAGUUUAAAGGAUGACUCUGGUUUAUUACCACUUGCCUCUUAAUUUAUCAGGUUUUAACAUUUAUUAUUGGUUCUGAUGACUCUGCAAUCAUCUGCUUCACUGCUGAAAAUUCAAAAAAAUCUUACUAAUCAAUCAAGCUCUCUCAGUUUUCUCAAUAUUGUGAACACUGGCAUUUUUUAAAUGUUGCAUGCCGUAAGCCGACUUCAAUUGAUCAGUGAAAUUUAUUUUUAAAACGUUAGCGACGGACUCAACAGUAAAGUUCUGAGGCAUUAGCAAGCUAGUUAACUUAUUAGCAUACCACCAGGUUUAAAUUUUAACAGAUGUGUUUGCACCGCUGAGUUCUGCAAAGUUCAUAUUCUAACUGAAGAGGUUAAAUCAAAAGUACUUGCUGGUAGUCACUCGGUGAAAUUGGUUGCAAAAAGGUAUAUAAGGCGCUACACCAAAAGCCUCCUCGUGAUUGUCUUGGAGUGUAGGAGAUUGCCAUCUUCGUCUACUUUGGAUGGAAGACACAGACUUGUCUGUAAAGCUUUGCCAACUACUUGGUAAUUUGGGUGCAGAACUGAAAACUGUGCAAUGCAAAACAGAGAAUCAGGCUAUUUGCCUUCAAAGUAAAAUUUGCGUCAUUUGAAACGUGUCGGUUUCAGUGGUAAAGUACAGCUUUUACUUUGAAGGCAAACGUUCUCCGUUUCUGUUUUGUGUCGCACUUUUUCAAGUUUCGUUACUGCUAAGUGGUUAGUUAGAGAAGUUGGCAUCCUCCAGUGACCACAGCAGUAUAUUAGUGACCAAAGCAAUCACGAUAAACGUCAUCAGCACUGUAAAAUUAGCAAUUUGAUCCAAAACAAUCACAUCUUUCAAAUCCAAAUAAAGUGGAUCUGGUGCCUAAGCCUCACCAACAAACCAGCAAACCUUAAAAACUGCACCAGAUGAGACUCAAACACAUCUACCAGCACACCUUACUUUUGCAUCGGGUGACUCAUGAUGCUUUUUUUGCUGUUUUAAAGUGGAAAUUAUAACUCAGAAAAAGUCACCAUCCACUGCUACAGACUUAAAAUGCUUAAGUGUUUUAAAUAUAGUACUGAAGAUUUUUAUUUAUUGAUUAUUAUUAUUAUUAUUGGCAUUGCAAGAGAGCAGAGCAAGGUUAGAAAGUCAUUAUGAUAACAGUCACUCAGCAUUAUCACACCUUUUUCAAAAUGUAUUUAAAUAAAGAAAGCAUGCAUAUAGUACACAUCUGGAAUCUCCAACAAUGAGUGACGAGCGGCAACACAAGCUGUCGUCUGAGCUCAUCUCGAUCGUCUAAAAGCUCGCCGUAAACAGGAAUCUGUUACACUUUAACCUUACCUUCCAUUUGACGUGAGUGUGUUACAAGCUGUGGUUCUGUAACUUUGUUACUUUUGGAAUUUUCUUGAUCUAAAAUUGAAUGUAAAAAAAAAACCUGUGUGAUUUACUUUAAACGCUCUGUGUUGUUGUGUCGUUUGCAUGAGGUGUUAACAGGGGUCUUUCAGCGGCGAGGUCAUUGUCAUCUUGUAGUUCAAAUGCCUUCCAUGGAUGAAUCAUUUUCUUUCUUUUCUUUUUAAAAUAGGAGCAAGGUGGGGGGGCGAAGAGAGCUCUAUGUAACACCUCUGCUAACCAAUUUCCUGGGGGAAAACCUAAACUAUUAAGAAUUUCACAAGAAAAUGGUCAGGUUCAGAGAAGUUCAAAAUAAGUGCAUGUAGCAGAUUUCCUUAAUUCUUAAUGCAAGAAUUAAGGAAAUCUACUACAUGCACUUAUUUUGAACUUGAUGACAGCUUGUGUUUCCUGCCCAGUCUGAUACUUAAGAACAGGGAGGUGAUUACAAACUUAUUGAUGCUAAAAAAGAGCUGAAUUAAAAUAAACCAGAAUUGUCCUUUAAAACUGCAUCCUGAGGUUUACAGUAACUUCAGAGCAGUUCUUGACCAUUAAAUCGAAGAGGGCUUUCAUGGCUCCAGAGUAUUCUAUAUACUGUCUGUACAGUUUGUAACUAUAUCACUCUGUGUACAAUAUUUAAAGCUGUGUAUAGACAGAAUUUUUGCAAGUGUGUAAUACUAAUGAAACAUGUACUCUAUUACUCAACAACUUCAAAUUGGAGUGUCUGUAAAUCAGUAUAUACACAUAAUCCUAAUCAACACCACACUAAAUAUGAAUUAUAUGUGAGUUACAUGCCAGUACUACCCUACAACUUUACUCACUACUUACUUUUACUCACUAAGUAGCGGUACUUUCUAUAUUCAAGUGAUAUCCAAAAACACGGUUGCAGCUUUCAGAGAAAAACCUGUGUUUGUCUUAAAGUUUCGGUCCUUACAGAAACUUUUUGACACAUUUUUUUCCGACUUGACUGAUAAUUCAGCAACGACACGAGAAUCAAAAACAUGCACAGCUGUUUGUCUUUGUGGAGGAAGAUGAUGCGACGUUGCACCAUAAAGUAUUUGUGCAGCAGUAGAAAACUGCAAACCAGUACAGUAGUACAUGAUAAACUUUAAUGUAAAGGGGACCUAUUAUGCUUAUCCUUUUUUUUUAUAGUGGAUGUUCAUCUUUAAACGUGACCAAAGUUUCAAAUAAUGAGGUCUGUGUAGGUACAAGAAAUCCCUUUGAGCCAAAAGCUCAGGCAUUUUAGUUUUUGAGGGGCAGCCAAUCAACAGAAAGCUGCUUUAAAGUGUGCAGGACAGGAUGUAAUGACAUCGUUUCAGAUAGAAGUCCAGUAGAAAGUGAAUUUUAAUGAAGGGUCAAUCAUGCAAUGUUACUCCAGUAGAGUCCAAAAUAGCAUAAUAUGUCCCCUUUUAGUUAAAACAUGAUUAAAUCACUAAGAUGUGUACUUUUUCUUAUGACUGAGGACCCAUGUUGGCUCAGAACCAAAGAAAAUAAUUUCCUGUCGUUUCAAAAACUGAGGGUUUGCUUGGCAGGUAGUUCAUGUCAUGUAUGGGAAGAUGCUGCACUGUGGUUCAUGCUGUCUUGUGCUCAACCACAAACGUUUUGGCCAGCAGCAGCGGUGCAGAAUGAUCACACCCUGCAUGAGUUCACAAUGCGAUGCACACGGAUGUUCACACAACAACACAUUCGCGCAUGCACGAGCCGCCCCGAGGCCCACCGAGUGAAGUUUAGAAUCGCCGGUUCAGGGUUUCAAAUGUUUCAUUUCCAGCUGCCAUGGUUUAAAAAGUCAAAAAGCUAAAAUCAUAGCGCUUUCUUCUUAUUUCUCGUGUUUUAACAGCAAACUGGCUCCUUUGGUUUACUCAGGAGACUAACAAAGACAGAAAAAAAAAGAUCAGCUUUGCCAGCGUUAAAGAUUAAAUAGAUUUCUUUGUCAUGAAAUCUCAGUCUAAAUUUCUUUCAGAUUUACUCAGGAGACACAUAGCUAGGUCCAACAAAGAGCUGCAGCUGAAAUCAAGUCAGUUUUCUGUUCUCGUGUAGCUCCACUUGCCCACGAGUAACUAUGUGAGUCAGGUUGUCUAAAUGCGAAACCUUCACUGCACACGGAGACCUCGGCACUAAUGAACUCUCCACAACACUAAUGAGAACUAAUAUUUAUGUGUUUAAGUAACGUGUGGUGGAGCAACGCUGCUGGCAUUCAACAAGUUUAAUGAACACAAAGAAAACAACCACAGAGCCACACAAAGAGGCCGCUUUUCUUUCUCCAUCUCAAUCUCUCUGUUUGUAAAUAUUCCACUAAAUAAACUGAAACUUGCACUGAAA